AGACCCAGCAGGAUGCCGGCCCCCGUGGCUCUCCUCAGCUCCCCGGCGCUGCUCCGCUGCUGCUCCCGGGCUCUGGCCAGGCCGGUGUCCGUGGCUGUGCUCAGCAGGCCUGAGGAGAGCGCCCAGCUGUCCCUGCCGGUGCUGUCCCGGCCGUUCCGGAGCACGGCGCUGUCCCGGGACAUCGACACGGCCGCCAAGUUCAUCGGGGCCGGCGCCGCCACCGUGGGCGUGGCGGGCUCGGGGGCGGGGAUCGGCACCGUCUUCGGGAGCCUCAUCAUCGGCUACGCCAGAGAGAGGCGCGGGAGCGCGCACGGGCGGAACGGGGCACCCGCGGGGCGCGCGCGCACCGUGCUGGCGGGGGAGGGCGGCGCGCGCAUGCGCCGCCGGGGCCGCGCCCGCCCCUUUCCCGCCGCCGCCGCACCUGAGGCGCGCGGGGCGCAGGUGAGGCGGGGCCGCGGGGCGCAUGCGCGGGGAGAGCGGCGCGCGCUCGUUAUCCCGCGCCGCUAA
This is a messenger RNA of Lonchura striata (white-rumped munia), 507 nucleotides long. NCBI's taxonomy places the organism in Eukaryota, Metazoa, Chordata, Aves, Passeriformes, Estrildidae. The record is from RefSeq and is a predicted model, not a curated record.